This is a messenger RNA of Dovyalis caffra, 945 nucleotides long. Lineage: Eukaryota; Viridiplantae; Streptophyta; Magnoliopsida; Malpighiales; Salicaceae. The record is from the annotation of a GenBank genome assembly.
AUGCAUAACUUAACUAAGGGUUUUGCUUGUAAUGAUUUGAGUGUGGAGUGGCCUAUUGUACUUGGGCUGAUGAUUUCGAAGGUGGUGAUGUUUUCAGGGAUGAGAAAUUUAGAGUGGUCUGAGAAAUUGAGAGUGAGUUGUGGGCUGUUGAGAUUAGCAUGGUGGUGUGUUUUCAAGAAGGUAGAAGUUGAGCUUGAUUUUUCUGCUAUUGUGAAGGUAUUUGAAUGGAGUUUCUAUGAGUGGCGUUGUGUGAUAUCUGGGGCAGCCUCACAAACUGUAAAAACUUCCACCCCUCAGAAGAUGAUUCCAAAGCCAUUGCGCACACUUGCCACUGGCAGUGCUGUCAUCUUGGGCGGUGUGCUUGCUCUCAACAUCACUUCCUCUAUUGCUGUCAGUGUGCUUCGUUUUGCCACUGAUCUAAAACUGAGAAGAGUUGCGAUGCCUUGUGGCGUUUGCAGAGGAAAAGGGUUUUACUUAUGCAAGCUGUGCAAAGGGAAUGCUAGUAUAAACUGGUCACCUUUGCAUGAUCCUAUUGCAAUCAAUCCUUGCCUUUGCCCUACUUGUGAUGGUAAUAGUUUUCAUUACGUUGUUUAUUAUGCUUUUUUGCGGCUUUUGUUGAUGACUUAUUAUCUAUUGCAGGGUACAACGUUGUCUGAACUGCCUCGGGAAGGGCUACAGAUGAUUUUUCAGAUGUUAAAAACUAAAUUCUUUGUUAUCACGGCCAGAUGGGCAUCCAGGUGCAUACAGAUUUUGAUUGUGUACAUUGGUGCAGAAGACAAAAAUGCCAGAGUUCAGAAUGAUUGUUUACUCUGGUGGAUGCCUGGGCCAAUUGACUUCUGGAAUGAUGUGAUAAAGGAGAUGGCUAUGAGUAUUAGGAAUACUGCCCCCAUGGAAGUUGUUGAUGAUGAUAGCUUCCCUGCUUGUGGGUGCAACCAAGGUCGUUGA